ACUUACAAUACACAGCUCUACGAAGGAAGGGGUUGGGUUAGGAACGUUUUCAAUAUUAUUUUUUCCCGUAUUUGUUCUAUGAGAAAUGCGAGUCUGUUUUGUCCACUUUCUCCAUCCCCCUCUAUCAAAAUGAUAAAAAAGCAAGGCGAGCUUGCUUUCUUAUUCCCGUGUUCGAUCUCUUACAUCUCUGCCUCGCUCCUUGUCACCUAUGUUGAAGAAAGGUUUGGAACCCUGUAGAGAAUGAAGAGGGGCCAAGGAACGAAGUUGCUCGCAUUUUAAUUAGAACAAGAAGGAGAGGAACGAAUAUACUCGAACUUUGUGAGAGGGGGGAAUGAACUCUCAACAGUGCUUCUUGAGGCUCCACUCUCCCCCCUGAAUAAGUAAGGCCUCCUUAGCCUGGGCGAAGAUGGGGAUAAGGAAUAAGGAUUGAAGCCCUUUAGCUCUGCCAGGCACUGGGCAGGGGUUAGCUCUCUAAAUGUGUAGAGGGGUGUUUGACUAAAUUAACCUACUCCUAAGGUAAUAUAAACAACCAACCAAGUGGUUGGGAGGAUGCUUAGAGAUAAGAUGGUUUCCUAGGGUCGAAUCCACCUAGCUAAGGUUGUAAAGUACAGUUAAUCGAAUGUGGUGAGUGAACUCUUUUCCGUGGGCCUUCAUCGUUAUCCACACGCCUCCGGGUACGCCUCCCCUAAACCAUUGUUCCAGUCACCUCGAUCUAGGCUAUUGUAUAUGGGGCAUUAAGUAUAUGGCUCAUUUCAAUUGACACUAUCCAUCGUUCACACCAAUGUUUUAUCCCAGGUUUCACCUAGGAAAGCCACCUAUAGCAAGGGUACGGUUUCAUAGACCACUAUAGGACCCCAUUCACAGAUCUAACCUAAACUCGCUAGAUGGCGCAUACCCGUCUAACACUAGAAUUCCAUACCCAGCGUGGUAGGUUAAAGCAGGCUAAAAUCGAAGAUUGGGGACAGUUGCCCAAGCGUCAUCAUUUAGGAAAGAGUGACAUUAAAAUCAACUAGGCAAACACGUUCAUUCAUUCAUAACCCAAACAUUCACAACCUACAACUAGGGUUCAUCUACCCUAAACAACCACUAGAGAUUCAGGUCAUUAGAGAGAAGAAGAAAAUACAAACUAGAAGAGGAGAAUGAUGGAAUGAAGCUUCUUCUCCAUGCUGCUUGCACAUUCUCCUUGCUCGUUGGGUUGAAUGGAUCUUCAAUGAAGCUCUCCCAAGGUAUUUAUCUCUCUAAAGCACUCCAAAACCCUAAUUUUCUCACUCCAAGGCAGCUCUCUUUUGAAAAGUGCUGCAAGUGAGGUAUUUAUAGAAAGCUAAUGGCGGUCAAGGCCUCCAAGUUGUGACCAGGGCGUGACAAGCUGGAACAUCUCCGAAUCUCCCGAAACGAUGCGUUUGUCCCUGUCUUUAAGUUUCGAGAUCGCAGCCUCCUUCACGAGAUCACGACCGAGAUCAUUUGUGUCCCGGGCGUGAUCUUUAUCGCGCAAAAAAUGCACCAUGACUGCGAUCCUGGUGAGGAAACUUUCUACCUUCUUCUUGGUCGCCUGUUGGAUAUCGUGGCCACUGUUCGCGGCCACGAUCACAGGCCGCGAUCAUCAUCAUGGCCUGGUCAAGGGCAGUGACCUGUGCCCGUGACCAAUGCUUUUUCUCCCCUUUUUGCUCCUAUGCUUCCCAAUCACGCUCGGAUGAACUCCAAUCGAUUCACGAUCAAUCCCGAAUGAAUAUAAGACCUGGAAUUUCAUAAAAAAAACACUUGAGAAAGCAUAAAAUACCACAAAUGUGGGUCGUUUCCCAUUUGAAAACCUUCGUAUCAAGAAUACCUACGACAAAAUGCAUGUUUUGCCAAUAGGAACGAAAAUGGGCAUAAAUAACUCGAUAUGUGGCCUAGACACGGUGAUUUAGCAUGAAAAAGCCUUGAGAAUAGAGGCUAGAUAACACCUAUUUUAGUUGUUAUUAGACUCCAACAUAACAUAAUACACCACUCAAGUGAUAGCCUUAGAAGGUGUUUCUACCAAUUUUAGACAAUUCGCUUAAUCAAUACUGAAUGGAGUUAAACUCGCCCAUAUAUAGGAUGUACAACGAUUUGAUCCGUAUCAAACUAGAUCAAACCAACAUUUGGACAAGAACAUACCGAACCAAACAUAAUGUUAUUCGGUUUUUGGUCCCAUAGAUUUUAUAAUUAUUGAAAAAAAUAUAUUGAAGUGGCAUUUGGACCAGAUCAAAGGAAAUGCAAAGUUGGUGCUUGGUUCAAAUUGGACCGCAUUUUUCAUGAGUUUGCUACGAUUCGAACCAAACACCCCACAUAUAUGUAAGUAUUUUAUGAUGUACACAAAUAAUUGUGACAGAAAAUAAAUUAUUCGAACAUGUUACUUUUGCUUUGGCCCAUAUGUUUCAGUUAGAUCUGCGAACUGAAUUAGCACCCAACAGCCACCCAGGAGGAAAUUGAUUCCCUUCUAAAAGCAUGAAAACCUUCUGAUGUUAACCUAUAACAAAUUCAAUUCAAUUCCCUUAACUUUGAAAUUUAUUCAUGACAAAACAAGAAGCUAGAUAGUAGGCAACACCGACCAUACUCUCUUAAUACGUUGUGUUUCCUAAUUUUUGUUCUAUCAAAAGACUCUGCUACAGAACACAUCUACAUGGAAUGGGAUAGGGUGGUUAUUUGUUUACUUGUAAUCACGUUGGGAACCUUUUUAUCUACCAUUUAAUUUCCUAUUUUUCCUUCUUUUUUAAUCUUACAGUAAAUAUUCUUUUAGGGUAAUUUUGGAAAUGAAAAAGUGACCACAUCCGAUUAUUCUAUAUAAUCUAUCUAAACCAUAGUUCUACCCUCCCUCCAGCCAAACCUGCCGCAGCCGCAAGCUCCCAUCUACGUCGAGAGGAAGGAUUAUAUUGUCCAGCUCCGCUAAUCGCCUCCACCACUCCCGUCGCACUAAUCCCGCCAGCCGCCUACACCAGCCCUGACGAGGAUGACUCCGUGCAGGCGACGACGACUCUGUGCAGCCCACGACACCAUUGCCUUUCUCUCUGGGUCGGGCAGUCAGUGAUUGUUUGUUUCUCGGUUGGUAAAUCGACGAGGAGUUCGAUGACUCCCUAUCAUUUCCUGGUUCCUCCUACUCUGAUUGAACAUGGCGCACCGGCGAGGUUGAUUUCACCUCCUCCGGAUCUUGUCGGCGAGCAACUGGUUAAGGCUCCACAGUGCAAUUGGUGAAGCCUCCAAUCGUAUACCACCUUGGUGAGAUUUGUAUGCAUUAGUAGUGAUUUAUUGUUUUGGAAGUUGUCUUCUCACAUGUGUAGUAUGGCGUGGAAUGGUAGUGUUCAUUAGUAUGCUUGCAAUGGAAGUGUUCUAGUUUUAUGCAUGCUAGUGGUUGGACUUUUUGUGAGUUUAUUGCGCACUGAUAUGUUUCUUAUUGUAGAGCCGCGUCUUCUCUUGCAUUGGUAUUGGUACAUCCCUUAUAUAACAGUAGUAUCUUCCAUUGAUUCCAAUCUUGCUUCAAUGAGUAAUGUGUUUUUUGUUACCAUAUCUCAAUUUUAGGUUUGUCGAGAACCAAGAACUCCAAUCGUGGAGGGUCAAGAAGCAAGAAUCUUGUAAACUAUAUCAAUCGUUAGUUGCAGGUCGGAGAUGGUCACUUACACACAUGACCUAAAUUAAUACCAAACUAAUCAGACACAACAAUACGUUGCACAAUAAGGAACAAUUAAUAUCAAUUCAAUAAUGAUCAUCAUGAUACCAAUACCAAUCCAAUGAAUACCACCACAAUUAAUCCAACUUUAAAUUUAUACUAAUACAAUCCGUACAUAUUUAAGAUCACUAUCAGCACAACCAUACAAAAUGAGUAACACUACGAAUCCAAACCUCACAGAACCCUACACGAUGGUUUAAUUGCUAUAAUAAUCACUUUCUGUAAUUAUCUCUCUAAUUAUCACAUAAUUAAUAUAUUAGUUAUACGAGGAUUCAAACCAUGGUCAUUUUCUAUUUGUUUCUCAUAAUAAUCUAUUUGUUUCUCAUUUAUUCCUAAAAAAAUAAAGACAUACGAGGAUUCAAACCAUGGUCAUUUUCAACAAUGACAAUCAUCUUAACCAAUCAAACUACAUAGAUUAGUUGUAUCAUUUCAAAUACACAACAUACAUAAAGCUAAAAUUCAAAAAUCACAGAACUUUCAAUGGUUAGCUAAGGUCACUGAAUCUUUCUUAGAUACUAAUUGGUGUUUUGAUAUUCAAUUUUCAUAAUUAAUUAUUUUAAUUAUAUUUUAUUACUUAAUUUAAAUUUCUAUUUAUCUUAUAAAUAGAGGAACUUUAAAAUUAUAGACCAAAUAUCAUUGGUUCAAUAUUACAUAUCGAAUUGCAAUAUCGAAUUUGUAUAAGCAAUAUUGAACUCUUAAAUUAGUAUUAGUUUAUGGAACUACUAUGAGGCAAUCAUAUUUAUAUCUCUCUACAAACUAUAUGGGGACAGGUUCUUUGAACUUUUUAGCUCAGCUAACCAAUAAGUUUUAAACAUCUUCAUAAUCCGUCAGGCAUGUUUGGAUCUAACAAUCAUUAGACAAGUUUGAGUUUAAUAGGUUGGUUUAUUUCAUCUUUUUUUAUGUAUUAAAAUAAAUUUGUACAGCAAAGACUUGUCUACAUAUACACUCUACACAAUAUAUACUACUCGCAUGAUAAAAUUGUCAUCUCAUUUCAAAUUACUACAACAAGAGCAAAAGUAUGAAUGACAUUUUUAUUUUUGUCAUUAUUUAUCUUUAUUUUGUAUAGAAAAUAGAAAAGUAUUGGGAUUUGAACUAAUGUAUCUUCAAACACAGACAAGAGUCAUAACCAUGAUAGUCCAUUUGAGUUUGACUCUGUUGGUCGAACCAAUUGUACCUAAACAUGAGUAUCUCAGCGGGUGCCGAAGGCCCAGUUGGUUGUCUACUAGGGCUCGGCCAAACCCAUGAAAACCCAAUCAAAUCGAGAAAUCCAACCGAUUUAACAAACUGAUUUUUGAGCACCGGGCCACUUCAAAACGAAGUUGUUUCAACAAUUUGUAUACGUAGCUACGCUGUCAUAUCAUCCUUUUACUUAUCAGAAAACCCUACAACAUGGAACAUCACAGACCAUGUUCGACUAUCCCUUCGUCCUUCUUCUUGCUUUAGAUUCGAGAGCCUAUAAAGACCAAACCAUCUCAAAAGCCAUCAUAAUCCCGCAAUAAUAAAAUUUCAUUUUUCUCCAGCUGCACAGUCAUAGAGCCAGUCGACCUCAUCUAAUACAAAUAAGAAGCAAAAAUUAAUAGAGGAACAUGCAUUUGAGUUGAAACUUUGUGUGACUAACAUAGGCCAAAUUCCUCAUUUUAAUUAUUGUUUAAUACUUAAUUUAAAUUCCUAUAUAUCUUAUAAAUAGAGGAUAACUUUAAAAUCACGGCCCAAAUAUCAUUCGUUCGAAUAUUCCAUAUCGAAUUGCAUCAUUAAAUAUGUAGAAGUGAUGUAUAAUUCUUAAAUUAAUACUAAUUUGUAUACCUACUAUGAAACAAUCGUAUUCGUAUCUUUGUUUAAUCUAUAUGAGACUGGUUAUUUGAACAUUUUAGUUCGGCUAACCGUCAAAUUUUAAACAUCUUCCUAUUCUGACAUGAUUGCAUCGAACAAUCAUUAGGUGUUUAACAAUUUGGUUCAUUUCACCUUCUUUUAAUGUGCUAAUGGAUUGUAGGAAAUGACAUGUCUUUACAUACACUCUACACAAUAUGUAAUACUGAAUGAGAAAAUUUAUAUCUUAUUUCAAAUUUACUACAACGAGACCAAAAGUAGGAAUGCUAUUUUUACUUCAUAAUUCUUUUACAUAAAUUACCAACUUCCAAAAUCCAGAAAUUGUAGCUCAAAAUAAAAAUCAGAGCAUCGAAAAUCAUAUUUCAUAAAUGUUAUUUCAUAUAUCACUUAUUUGAGAGAUUUUUCUCUCUUUAAACAAAGUAAAAUGAAACAAGUUAUAGCCAAAUCAACAAUUUGCCUCAAAGACAGUGACCCGCUUGUUUGUUGGAGAAAGGAAUACAUGCGCUGGCGUCGAAGAUCUGGAGAGAAAAAAUAAAAUGGAUACAUGCGACACGAGAUCUAUAAAGUUGUUGAAGAUUUGGAUGAACGGUAAAAAAAGCUUCCUACUUCCGAUGAUUCACCACGAGUUCGUGAAUGGUACCGUCAACUUAGGAAACAAAGAAUCGAAGGGUGGAUAAACCAUGCAUUUAUUUCUCCUUUUCUUUUGAAUAAAAUUAAACUAAAAACUUCAAUAAAAAAACUAAAAUAAUAUCUUAAAAUGCAUGCAUUUAAACAAUAUAUCAAUUUAUAAUGCACGUUUGUAUAGAAUGCGCUCAUUCUAACAAUCGCAAAUACCAAUUACCUCCUAAUAACUUAAAAAUUAGGCGUUAUGACUUUUUUUUUUUUUUUUACGAGCCUCUACCUUGGUAUUGGAGCGAGUGAGCAUCUAAUGUUAGGCGUCAGGCACUACGUCUACUCGUUGGUUUUGGCCCAAAACUUUUGGACUUACUUACCAACUUGGUCUUAAUAAGUGAGUGUGAGAUGAUUAACUGGCUAUCACUAACCCUAUCAUAUCAUGAUUAAUCAACAAGGCCUCUUGUCAUUUUCAAUUUGCAUCUUCGCAGGAAAACAAACUAGCUAGCUAGCUAGCAAUAGGAUGCAUAAUUUUACAUAUAUAUUAUUUACGUUAAAGCGAAUGACCUUAUCUUCCCCUUUUCUCUAAUACUUCAAAUAUUGGACGCAAAGUAUAAUUCGCUAUCAAAUACAUCACAACGCAUAACCCAUUACAAAAUUAAUAUUAUCUUUGUCCCUAUUCCAUUCCAACCAGUAGCACUCAAGAGUCGAGAGAGCACAUCCUCCUCUCCUCUUAACCACACAGAAAUUAUUUAUCAGUAAAAAAUGGGCCUAAGCCCAGAUAUAUAAACGAGUCUAGUCCACCAAAAUGAGAUGACGUUAAUAUUCUUAUAUAUUUAAACAGCAAUUACAAUUGUGUCAGUUAUUAUUUUAUUUUUUUACAAAGCUAUCAAACGUAAAAUUUGUUGUUUUAUGUGUUUUGGUCUGAUUCUUCGUGAUUAAGCUAAAACCUAAUCUUUUUUCUGCCCUCUUUUUCUCCUCCUCCUGCCCCCACAAAUUCUAUCACCAAACAAAAAAAUAAAUAAAUAACAAUUUACAUAAAGCAGAGAGGAAAAGAAAAUAAAGGCAAACUGAAAAGAGAGAUCCCCACCCACCAUAUAUCCCAUAUUAUUUUGACACCUUACUCACAACAACAGUAUUACACUAUACAGUGCUUAACUAGAAAAAUCUUUUUUCCCAACCAAUUGGACCAUACUGCCCUUCACUUUCCAACCCCAGCUCCACUUAUAAAUACCCAAACCCAACACUUCAUCCUUCCCUUUUCCCCUCCUUCCUUCCCUCCGGUUCACUCCCGAAAAAAAACCGGGUUUUCUCUCCCUUAAUCAUUUCGGUUUUGCUAGCUUUCCUUAUCUGGCAAUGUAUGCAAGCGAGUUGUUGGAUAUCCCGGUUCACACGGUCGAACCGGGGUUCACCGCCCACGAGCUGCAGGAGCUCCUGUCCUUCUUCGAUCACCAACCCAUCAUGACGACGACCACCACCACCACGGGCAGCCCGAACUCGAACUCCGGCUCGGAGGGGUCGAACCGGUCGGUCUACAACGUGGACGAGAGGAAGCGGAGGCGGAUGGUGUCGAACCGGGAGUCGGCCCGGCGGUCGAGGUGGAGGAAGAAGAGGCAUUUGGAGAAUCUGACCGAGCAGGCGAACCGGUUGAGCCUGGAGAAGGAGGAGCUGAGGUACGCUUUGGGUUCGACCCUGAGCCAGUGCAACGUGGUCUGGAAGGAGAACCAGCGGCUGCGAACCGAGUCGGUCGCUCUCCGCGGGCGGCUCACCUAUUUGUGCCGCACGUUGGCCGCCAUGCACGGCCAUGCAGUGAAUUAUAACGGCGCCCUAAAUCAUUCGGACCAUUCAUAAAUCGUAAACCCGACCCGUUAUAAAAAGCAACAAUUUUUUUGACCAAAUAAUUGGAGCUCCAUAGCUGAACUGAUGAUCAACAGAAGCAAAGCCAAGCGAAGCGAAGCGCUCUCUCUCUAUAUAUAUACAUUACAUAUAUAAUCACUCUCUCUCUGUCUCUAGGAUGGCGGAUUUUGACAAGAGCCCACGUUGUUAUAGCAUGUAAAGUUAAAGGAGUCGUCAGCUUUUUUGUUUUUUCAUUUUAUUUUUAUAAUUAUGGGGUCAUCUUUUUUUCCUCAAAACCUUCUUUCCAUCUACUUUUCUUUUCUUUUGCUUUGCUUUCUAGCUUUUUUUUUUAAUUUUAGUUAUUAUAAUUUGUGGUUAUCACUUAUCAGGAGAGGAGCUAAAACAGUGGUCAGUUGUAAGUUGAUUAGUCGUAAGUGCGAUUGAUCGUGCAUGAGAUGAGAUGAGAUUCCUUUGUAAAUAUUAUUAUUAUGAUAUAGUUUAUUGAUAUUUGGAGGAUUUUGGUUGUAUUAAUUAAUUUGUCCCUUUCCUGCGUACUCGGGGUAUAAUAUAUAUGACAAUCACAU
This is a messenger RNA of Linum trigynum, 8541 nucleotides long. NCBI's taxonomy places the organism in Eukaryota, Viridiplantae, Streptophyta, Magnoliopsida, Malpighiales, Linaceae. The record is from the annotation of a GenBank genome assembly.